AUAACACAACCGCUACCACACCACCACUACCAUCAACAACAACAAAAGGGGCAUCAGCAUCUCUGAUACUAGAGAUAGCACAUUUUGGUCUCUACUAACCCUGAAAAUUUUCUGAGCUGUCCAGAGAGAGAGAGAGAAAGAUCGGAAGAGAAAAAUGAGUGGUGCUGGAAAGAAAGUAGUGGAUGUGGCAUUCAAAGCUUCGAAAAACAUUGACUGGGAAGGGAUGGCAAAGCUUCUCGUCUCCGAUGAGGCUCGCAAAGAAUUCGCUACUCUUCGUCGCGCUUUUGACGAGGUCAACACUACCCUCUCGACCAAGUUCAGCCAGGAACCUGAACCCAUAGAUUGGGAGUACUAUAGAAAAGGAAUUGGGUCACGCUUGGUGGAUAUGUACAAGGAGGCUUAUGACAGCAUUGAGAUCCCCAAGUAUGUAGACACAGUCACUCCUCAAUACCUGCCUAAAUUUGAUGCAUUGUUGGUCGAAUUGAAAGAAGCAGAGGAGAAAUCCUUGAAGGAGUCUGAGCGUUUGGAGAAGGAAAUUGUUGAAGUACAAGAGUUGAAGAAAAAGAUUAGCACCAUGACAGCAAAUGAAUACUUUGAGAAGCAUCCAGAGCUGAAGAAAAAGUUUGAUGAUGAAAUCCGUAAUGACUACUGGGGCUAUUGAUCAACUUCGCUUAUUCUGGCACCAACUUGUCGCAGUUUGGUGGAAUUUCCCAAAUUUUUCUGUCCCAUCUUUGUUGAAUAAUAAAUAUAACCAUGUUGUCUUCCGUGUAAUCUGGUUGCUUUUGGUUUGAGGAUUUGAGCUUCAGCAAAACCAUAUCAGAAAAUUGGAUUUUCUUUGUAAGGCCGCAGGAAAUCUCCUUUUUAUUUCAUAUAAAGGCAGGAUUUGAAUCAAGCAAGCUUUAUUUA
Messenger RNA from Quercus robur (English oak), 906 nucleotides. RefSeq names its product ATP synthase subunit d, mitochondrial. The coding region runs from base 155 to 661 and encodes 168 amino acids. The record is from RefSeq and is a predicted model, not a curated record. Gene Ontology annotation, biological process: proton motive force-driven ATP synthesis. Lineage: Eukaryota; Viridiplantae; Streptophyta; Magnoliopsida; Fagales; Fagaceae. Gene Ontology annotation, molecular function: proton transmembrane transporter activity. The transcript is spliced from 5 exons.